Brachypodium distachyon (stiff brome) is the source of this 3758-nucleotide messenger RNA. RefSeq names its product subtilisin-like protease SBT6.1. The record is from RefSeq and is a predicted model, not a curated record. Bases 103 to 3243 code for a protein of 1046 amino acids. Gene Ontology annotation, molecular function: serine-type endopeptidase activity. Lineage: Eukaryota; Viridiplantae; Streptophyta; Magnoliopsida; Poales; Poaceae. The transcript is spliced from 10 exons. Gene Ontology annotation, biological process: proteolysis. Gene Ontology annotation, cellular component: Golgi apparatus.
GCUCGCCUCGUGCUCUCUGUCUAGACCGACGCAUUUCCGGCGAGCCAGCCACCGCGCGGGCCGCCGAUCUCCGGCGAAUCGCGCCGCUUGCCGCUCCCGCGGAUGGCGGCCGAGAAGUGGACCGCGUACGCCGCCUUCCUCCCGCUGCUCCUCCUCCUCGCGCUCCGCAUCCUCCCCUCCGACUCCCCGAGCGGGGGAGGCGGGGGCGGGGAAACCCUAGCCGCGUCCGCUGCCAGGUACGUCGUGCGGUUCGUCGAGUACCGCCCCGCCGAAGAGCACCGGGGUUACCUGGAGGACGGCCUCCGCGAGCCCCCCUCGCCGCCCGCCGGGUCGUGGCGGUGGGUGGAGCGGCGGAACCCCGCGGCCGCGUACCCGACCGACUUCGCCGUGCUCGAGAUCCGCGACGAGCACCGGGACGCCGUCGUCGCGGCCGUCCAGGAGCUCGGCCGCGUGCGGGACGUGCACGUCGACACCAGCUACUCACGUGGCGUGCUGUCGGUGGAUCGGUCGCAGCAGCAGCGGGGGAAGCGGUUCACUGCCAUGUCGUUCGAGUGCGAGGAGGGAGGUGGCGGUAAGGAGGCGGUGUCCUGCCCGAAGAGUAAUUAUUCUUCUGGUAGUUGGAGGCGGAAGCUUCACAUGCAGAAAUCACACGUAACAUCUCUUUUUGGAGCUGAACGGUUAUGGGGAAGAGGCUUUACUGGCAAGAAAGUCAAAAUGGCCAUUUUUGACACUGGUAUUCGAGCAGAUCACCCACAUUUCCGUAAUAUUAAGGAGCGCACAAAUUGGACGAAUGAAGACACAUUAAAUGAUAACCUUGGACAUGGAACAUUUGUAGCAGGAGUGAUUGCUGGUCAAGAUGCAGAAUGCCCUGGAUUUGCACCAGACACUGAGAUAUAUGCAUUUCGAGUGUUCACAGAUGCUCAGAUAUCAUACACAUCAUGGUUCUUGGAUGCAUUUAAUUACGCGAUAGCAACUGGUAUGGAUGUAUUGAAUUUGAGUAUUGGUGGACCUGAUUACCUGGAUCUCCCCUUUGUGGAAAAGGUCUGGGAGCUCACAGCAAACAACAUUAUUAUGGUAUCAGCUAUUGGAAAUGAUGGCCCUCUCUAUGGCACAUUAAAUAACCCAGCUGAUCAAAGCGAUGUCAUCGGCGUUGGUGGUAUUGAUUACAACAACCAUAUAGCUUCAUUUUCCUCUCGAGGCAUGACUACUUGGGAACUUCCUCAUGGAUAUGGCCGUGUGAAACCUGAUGUUGUCGCAUAUAGUCGUGAUAUAAUGGGUUCUAAGAUCAGCACGGGUUGUAAGACCCUUUCAGGUACCAGUGUUGCAAGCCCGGUGGUUGCUGGCGUAGUAUGCUUGCUUGUUAGUGUAAUACCAGAAGACAAGCGGAAAUCCAUCCUUAACCCUGCUAGUAUGAAACAGGCCCUCGUUGAGGGUGCUUCUAAGCUUUUGGGGCCAAAUAUAUAUGAGCAGGGUGCAGGCAAGCUUGAUCUCUGGCAAUCAUACGAAAUAUUGGAAAAUUACCAACCACGUGCCAGCGUAUUUCCUAACAAGCUUGACUUCACCGACUGUCCCUAUUUCUGGCCUUUUUGUCGCCAACCUCUGUAUGCUGGUGCCAUGCCUGUAGUCUUCAAUACUACAAUUUUGAACGGGAUGGGGGUGAUUGGUUAUGUUAAGGAUCCACCUGUAUGGCAGCCAUCUGAAGAUGUCGGCAAUCUUCUUAGCAUUCACUUCACCUACUCAGACGUCAUCUGGCCUUGGACAGGGUACCUUGCGCUGCACAUGCAAGUUAAGGAUGAAGGUUCUCAGUUUUCAGGCAUAAUUAGUGGCAAUGUUACUCUGUCAAUUUACAGCCCAGCUGCUCAGGGGGAAAGCAGCCCACGAAGUAGUAUGUGUGUUCUUUACCUGAAGAUCAUGGUGGUUCCAACACCUGUUAGGUCAAGAAGAAUAUUGUGGGACCAAUUUCAUAACAUCAAGUACCCAUCUGGAUAUGUUCCAAGGGAUUCACUUAAUGUGCAUAAUGAUAUCCUUGAUUGGCAUGGUGACCACUUGCAUACAAAUUUUCACAUUCUAUUCAACAUGCUGAGAGACGCAGGAUACUAUAUCGAGACCCUCGGGUCACCAUUUACCUGCUUUGAUGCUAGCAAUUAUGGUACACUGCUCAUGGUUGAUCUUGAGGACGAGUACUUCAAUGAAGAGAUCCAGAAACUCAGGGAUGAUGUUGUACACAAGGGGCUUGGCCUUGCUGUUUUUGCUGAGUGGUAUCAUGUUGAUACAAUGGUGAAGAUGACAUUCUUUGAUGAAAAUACCCGCAGUUGGUGGACUCCGAUUACUGGAGGUGCAAAUAUUCCUGCGCUUAAUGAACUUUUGGCACCGUUCGGCAUUGCUUUUGGGGACAAAAUACUGACUGGCGACUUCUCAAUCGAUGGUGAGCAGUCCCACUAUGCUUCUGGGACUGAUAUAGUGCAAUUCCCAGCAGGGGGCUUUUUGCAUAGCUUUGAACUGCAGGAAAACUCCAAAACUGCACAGGAUAGCUCAACACCAGAUACCCAAAACUCCCAGUCCCAGGAGAAGAGCAAGCUCUCCUCUAUUCUUGGUAUGGUUGAAGCAGGCGAAGGGAGAAUUGCAGUAUAUGGAGAUUCAAAUUGUCUUGACAGUAGUCACAUGGUAACAAACUGUUAUUGGCUUUUGAGAAAAAUUGUGGAGUUUGCUGGCAAUAAAGUCAGAGAUCCUGUCCUUUUCUCAGAAGCAGUUCAGUUGAAACUUCCAGUUUCUGAGAACAACCAGCAACCCUUGCGUAGACCCGACGUAAAUUUUUCUACGUAUUCAACUGUCACUGGCAAGGGAUUGAUCUGUCACAAGGAUUCCCGGUUUGAGGUUUGGGGAACAAAAGGUUACGGUAUCCAACUAACAGGCACAACAAGAAAGCUGCCAGAAUACCAAAACCGUGGAUUUUCUAGUACUCCCAAUCUAACAAUAAAAGCUUCUGACAACAGACAAGAUGAAGCUGGCUCACAAGAGACUCUUUCAACACCAAAUGCUAAUAAAUUUGAUGAUAAAAGAGAUUACUUUGGUUUUAUCGGUCAUGAAGAGGUUGACAUAGGAAUGUUAGUGGCAAGCCAAUGGAUGGUACCUUGCUUUGCUGCCACUACUUGCCUUAUGGUGUACCUUAGUUGCAGAGUGCAACAAAAGCGCCGUCGACGAAGGAAAGGGUCAGCGACUGGUCGUCUAACAAGUGUGGUGUAACAUAACAAGUUUUGGAGCCAAGUAGGGUUUUGGCAUUUCUGGCCGUCAGCCAUGUUAAUAUAGAAAUUCCCUGUCGGGAGUUAUAACGGUCUGCAGGACAUGAAGAAGCUCAGCUCUGCUGGAAAUUCCUGAUCAGGUUUCAAGCUUGCAAUGUGCCCAUCUUGGCAUCAUGACUGGGAGCGCAGGACUCGUGUUUAUUCCGACCGGAGAGAGCAGAUUUGAAGUUUCUGCAACUGCAUGGAGGGUUCAGUCUGUUUCUGCAUUAUGUCGUCCGUGGUUUGCUCAAAAUUUUGUCUCUGUAAUAAUAUACACUGCUUCUGAUACAUAAUCAAGGAGAGAGCUAAUUCAUUAGGGAGAGGAGGCUAGAACUAACGAGUGAGUCGGGUUUGAGCUUCUUCUAGGCCAACAAACAUUUGAGUUUGAUGGUAGUAGUGGUGCUUCAUCAGCUUGUAAGUAGUUGUCAAAAUCCUAGAUCUUGUCUGAAAUUAAAGAAAGAUCUUAACAGCUUCUAUGUA